Molecule: messenger RNA, 384 nt
Organism: Leptosia nina
Lineage: Eukaryota; Metazoa; Arthropoda; Insecta; Lepidoptera; Pieridae
Source: the annotation of a GenBank genome assembly
AUGGCCAAGCCCAUACCAGCUGAUUUUGACCUACGACAUUUAUCCAGAGAACUGAAAUCAGAGGAGACAUUUUUCGAUGCAACUGUCAAUAAGUUUGGCAAAGGUAAUGGUAAGGAUUUGGUGCUGGGAACUAUUAGUGGAUGGGUAGCAGGAGUGGGCGUUAUUAAAAUAGGUAAAACUACGGCGGUUGGUAUCGGAGGGAGCAUACUGUUGUUGCAUUUUGCGACGGAACUAGGAUAUCUGUGUGUGAACUGGGACAAGGUGAGGGAAGGGAUGGGCCGAAGCCAGGAGCUUAUCGAUAUGGUUCUGAGGUUUGUAAGGAAAAACAGCUGUUUUUCUGUAGGCUUUGUCGGCGGGUUCUUCUUUGGUGUUGGCUCUACCUGA